GGAAGGGGAAGAGACUGCUGGACAGAGUGAUUCACGUGGGGUGAGAAGAGACAUCAGCAGCAGCAGGAGAGUAGCCCGAGCUAUGGACUGAGCAGCUGAUUCAAGAGAACUGGUCACUCACUCACAGAGACAGCUCCACCUGAUGGGGGUCUCACUAAUUCCAGAGCUGUCUCUUUCCCCUUAGGCACACGUGGCUGUCUUAUCAGCUGCUUCUGACACUCUCUCUGCAGUUCACUAAUUACUAAUCAGCAGUCUCUUUGCUCUCUGAUACUUGUUUUCUUUGACUGUCUCUUACCCCCCCCACUUGCCACAUGGCCGCACUCAGUAGCCCCGGCUCCAGCCCCCACCCCACCUCCCCCCGAGUUUACUUCCAGUCCCCCGGAGAGACCGCUGAGCAGACAGACAGACGGCACCAAGGAAAAGUGACUGUCAAGUAUGACCGCAAGGAGCUGAGAAAGAGACUGCGCCUGGAGGAGUGGAUCCUGGAGCAACUGGUGGAGCUUUAUGACUGUCAGGAGGAAGAAAUCCCUGAGUUGGAAAUUGAUGUGGAUGAAUUACUGGACAUGGAGACAGAUGCGCAAAGAGGGGAGAGAGUUAAGAAACUCCUUGUUGACUGUUACAAACCCACAGAGGCCUUUAUAUCUGGACUACUGGAAAAGAUUCAAGGCAUGCAGAAGCUGAGUACCCCCCAGAAGAAAUGAUGCCCCCGGAAUUGAGCUGAGGGGCAGACAUGGAUCAAUCUCACAGCCUGUCGGGGUCAUUGGCUUCUCCUACUCGCACAGGUGCCGUCUACCUGGUUAUCUGGGGUUCACAUGGAGGAGCAGGGGAACCCCUCCUUUAUAUAUGAGCUUUUUGUACAAGUCUUUUUAUAAUUAAAUAAAAUGUAAGUAUUAAACCAA
This is a messenger RNA of Xenopus laevis (African clawed frog), 899 nucleotides long. RefSeq names its product protein phosphatase 1 regulatory inhibitor subunit 14B S homeolog (gene ppp1r14b.S). Gene Ontology annotation, biological process: innate immune response. Gene Ontology annotation, cellular component: cytoplasm. Gene Ontology annotation, molecular function: protein phosphatase regulator activity; protein serine/threonine phosphatase inhibitor activity; phosphatase inhibitor activity. The record is from RefSeq and is marked predicted. Lineage: Eukaryota; Metazoa; Chordata; Amphibia; Anura; Pipidae.